UACCUGGGGCACGGAGGAGAUCUGCGGCCAGCCAGCCAUGCCGUUCACACCCGGCCAGCCGUUCGAACUCACCAUCUUCUGCGUCGACGAAACGUACCGGCUGGCGGUGGACGGGCGCCACUUUGCCACGUUCCGGGCUCGCUCGCCGCCCUCCCGCGCCAGCACGCUCCACUGCACGGGCACCAUGGAGCUGCAGGCGGUCGGAUACGCCGACGACGUGCGCCUGUACCCGCCGCGGCCGGCGCCGGCGCUCGCCCUGGCCGCGGACGGCGGCGGCUACCUGCAGACUCAGCCGGAGUUCCCGUGCCGACUGCCGGAGCCGAUUCAGGACGGCGGCGAGAUUCGGCUCACCGGACGCGUCAAAAUGCUCCCCUUCUCGUUUUUCGUGGACCUGCGUCACGGCAGUCAGCUGUACCCGGAGCCGGAGGUGAUUCUCCACUUCAACCCCCGGUUCCAGGUGAACAACAACUUCGACAUCAUGGUGCUGAACACGAAGGCUGCCGGCUGGGGUCGCGAGCAGCGGCCGGAGGGGUUCCCGUUCCGAGCGGGGCGUCCGUUCCAGCUCAGGUUCGUGUGCCGGCCCGGCUCCUGGGAGGUGCUCGUCGACGGCGCUCUCCUCGUCAAGUACCCGCACCGGCUCUCCAAGGCCUCGCUGGACGCCAUCGACGUGCGAGGAGACGUCGUCAUCGAGUCGGUGUUCUUCCAGCCCAACUCGAAGGAUCUCAUCCAGUUCUAGGCACGUGGUGGGCGCCGGGAGACCUGGCCGGCCCGUCUACUGGCAGCCUGAGGUCGGCGAGGACAGAUACCGGUAGCUUGAACUUUGAAGUCACUAUACGUAAUUCGCAAAGAGCAGCCGGUGAUAGGGUUCAAAGAGCCUCUAAUACACUCCAUAUUGAUGUUUCCCUUCUUCUUGCGCUGUUAGAAUCCCAUGACAAUCACCAGCAGUCCUUCAACCGGCAGUAUCGCCCUUAUUGGAGCGAAAAAGGCAAUAACAGGUGCCAGUUGUAAUCAGCGCCAUUUCUAAGCAUUCCUUCGGAACCGAAUUAUAUUUAUUAUACGAAGUUAGGUAGCUGUAGUACGGUGUAAUCACUGUGUUACAAGUUGAUUAUCGGCUUGAGCGGCGUGACAUGUUGCUCGAGAGGCUAGGUGAUAUACGCUUAAUCGGUGGCACUGAUAGGGCAGCACAGACGAACAGGCACCCACGGCUGUCGGUGACGCUGCCAGCCUUGGACAUGCCUAUAUGGUGCCAGAUCCAUUAAUCGUGGUGCACUUAAUUACUGUGUAAUCAACUUAACAUUGUUUUACCCCGGGGAUUACUACGGCUUUUACCGCUGACUAUGUGUUCAAAGAGGCUGAGCGCGCGCUGUGUCCCCACGGUACGUCCGAGCCGCGGCGCCUGCUCCAGUGUCCCGUGCCUUGGUUCGGCGCUGUCCGCCGGUACCCGCAGAUAAGCAAUAAGGCGCCAUGUGCGUGUCGGUGGUUACCGCGGUGUGUAAGUGGCGAGAAAAGCCGCGGAGGUCGUGUAUUGUGAACCUCGCUCGUUGUGUGGAAAACAGGUGUGCGUGUGUGCGCGUCUGUGUGUGUGUGUGUGUGGGGGGGGGGGGGGGGUCACGGACAGACUACCCCGAGUUUUGUCUCACAAUCAAACGUAUGCCUGUAUCGUGUGUAGCUGGCAUGUGGCGCUGUGGUCGUUCGACAUCCGUCCGACUGAUGGCCUCUCUGAGACGGCUACCCUCGCCUCGCGGGGCCGACACAUAGCCCACGUGCCGGGCGUUAGCGCAGCUCAGAUGGCCUUAACACGAAUAAAGACAGAGGCGGACGCGUCCUUAGAUGUCCUGCGACACCUCACAGUGUUCCGGCAUCAGUCUGUAACAGUGGGCACGCAUUGACAUGGUUGUGCUGUGGCAUUGGGUUCUGGGACGGCUGUUUAUAAAUAUAUACGGUAACCUACAUUUUAA
Amphibalanus amphitrite is the source of this 1958-nucleotide messenger RNA. Its product is annotated as galectin-7-like. Gene Ontology annotation, molecular function: galactoside binding; carbohydrate binding. Bases 38 to 736 code for a protein of 232 amino acids. The transcript is spliced from 6 exons. NCBI's taxonomy places the organism in Eukaryota, Metazoa, Arthropoda, Thecostraca, Balanomorpha, Balanidae. The record is from RefSeq and is a predicted model, not a curated record.